Messenger RNA from Quercus robur (English oak), 2481 nucleotides. Its product is annotated as transcription termination factor MTERF4, chloroplastic-like. NCBI's taxonomy places the organism in Eukaryota, Viridiplantae, Streptophyta, Magnoliopsida, Fagales, Fagaceae. Gene Ontology annotation, molecular function: double-stranded DNA binding. The record is from RefSeq and is a predicted model, not a curated record. Gene Ontology annotation, biological process: regulation of DNA-templated transcription. The transcript is spliced from 4 exons. The coding region runs from base 616 to 2190 and encodes 524 amino acids.
UUGAAACUUGCGUAUUAAUUUUUACCAAGCCAAAUAUUUAAGAAAGCAUUUAUCAUUUGAUGACUCGCAAAAUCCAUGUAAUUCUAUGUUGAUGAACAAAAAUAUCCAGAUCUUUUUGAGUAUCUGUUUAUUCCUUUAAAUAUGUGCAAUUAGUUCCGAUACACACCAGAUUAUUACUAGGUGGAAUCCCAUGAGUUGGGGUGUCAUUUGUUUCAAAACAAAAGGAAUGGAUAAAGCUAACUAGGAACUAGUAAGUCUACCUUCGGACAAAAACAACCUCAUUCAACAGCCUCUCUCUCACCAAAAAGUAAGGCAUUGCUUGAGAUUGUGGCUUCCUCUGCGUCAUCUUCAGCUUUCUCGGCCCUCUCUUCUCUGUUCCAAGCACUCACAGAGUCACAGAAAUCAGCAAUUAAGGAAUAGUUCCAUCAAGCUUUAGCUCAAGUGGCACCUUCUCCCCUUGUAAGAGCAAAGUUGAGGGUGAGGUUGUUGGUUUUAACUUUUAAGACUCACACACCUAUAAAGAAAAAAAUGAAGCAUGAAGCUUUAGUCAAACAUGUGUAGGUUUUGUCUUCUGGAACCUCAACUGGAUGCACUGAUACUUCAAACUUUUGAAGUAUGACGGUUAGAAGCUAUGCUGGCAUCACAAAACCUGGUUUUUGGCUUGUACAUUCAGAGUUACCUGUUCUUACUCUCCUUAAACCCAAGUUAACUUCCUUAUCAAUUCUAAAGGUACUGGGUGACCACAAGAGAGGAAUAGGGUUAAUUACAAAAUGUCAGUACUCUGUAGCUGAUAGAACAUUUGCAUCGGGUUCUGUGGGUUCAUCAAAGUCCAAGCCAGAUGCUGUUCGUUUGGGUCGGAAACAAGGAGGUUCCUCAUCCCUAUAUAGUCGUCCUAGUUUAUCAGAAAUGAGGAAUGAGAAAGCAGCAAAUCGUGCCAGGGUUUAUGAGUUCUUGAGGGGAAUUGGCAUCGUUCCUGAUGAGCUUGAUGGUUUGGAGCUUCCUGUGACAGCUGAGGUUAUGAGGGAGCGUGUGGAUUUUCUUCACACAUUAGGGCUUACAAUUGAAGACAUUAACAACUAUCCACUUGUUCUUGGCUGCAGUGUAAAGAAAAAUAUGAUUCCUGUUCUCGAUUAUCUUGGAAAAUUGGGAGUUAGGAAAUCCACUUUCACUGAGUUCUUGAGAAGAUAUCCACAAGUUCUCCAUGCUAGUGUUGUUGUUGACCUUGCUCCGGUGGUCAAGUAUCUUCAAGGAAUGGAUAUCAAGCCCACUGAUAUUCCUCGGGUUCUUGAGAGAUAUCCAGAAGUGUUGGGAUUCAAGCUUGAGGGGACCAUGAGUACAUCAGUGGCAUAUUUGGUUGGAAUUGGGGUGGCAAGAAGAGAAAUUGGAGGGGUAUUAACUAGAUACCCUGAGAUUUUAGGCAUGCGUGUAGGCAGGGUGAUCAAACCUUUUGUGGAGUACCUGGAGAGCUUGGGCAUUCCAAGAUUGGCUGUGGCUAGACUGAUAGAGAAGCGGCCUCACAUCCUGGGCUUUGGAUUGAAAGAGAGGGUAAAACCCAAUGUUGAAUUUCUUUUGGAGUUUCAUGUUAGAAAAACAUUACUUCCUUCUGUAGUAGCACAGUAUCCUGAGAUUAUAGGACUUGACUUGAAGCCAAAGCUUCUCAGUCAACAGAGUUUGUUUAAUUCAAUUAUUGAUAUUGGUCCUGAGGAUUUUGGCAGAGUUGUUGAGAAGAUGCCACAGGUUAUUAGCCUCAGUAAAGCACCUGUGAUAAAGCAUGUGGAUUUUCUAAAGAAUUGUGGAUUCUCCUUGCAACAAGUGAGGAAGAUGGUCGUGGGGUGUCCCCAAUUGCUUGCUUUGAAUCUCGACAUUAUGAAACUUAACUUUGAUUACUUCCAAAUGGUGAUGAAAAGGCCUUUGGAUGACUUGGUUAUUUUCCCUGCAUUCUUUACUUAUGGCCUGGAGUCUACCAUAAAACCAAGGCAUAGGAUAAUUGCCAAGAAGGGCUUAAAGUGUUCUCUUGCAUGGCUUCUUAAUUGCUCUGAUAACAAGUUUGAGGAGCGGUUGAGCUAUGAUACUAUUGACAUGGAGGAGAUGGAAACUGAGCCAUCAUUUGACAUGAAUACACUAAUGGAACCAAGGAGCAGUGAGUCAGCUUCUGAUUAUGAUGAGGACAGUGAUGAUGAUUAUGUAUAAAAAUCAGGAGUCAGCUUCAGCCAAUGGUCUGCGGUGGAAUAUCUUGGCUUUUCUCAUGCUGGAUCUUCGAGUAGACAGUUUAGAUGCAAUAGUUAAAUGGUAAAAUUUUUUAUCUGUGUACUUGCAUGUAAUGGAUCAGUCUGGUGAUUACAUUUUCUUUUUAGGUCCUUUUUUAAGGCUGUUGUCUAAAUAUGCUGUCUGAGGCCUGGCAUAUAGACACUUGGAGCAUAACUGAUUUAGUUAACUCUCAGUGCUUGAAAACUGAUAAUAUAGACUUAAUGUUUUGGUCAA